AUGUUCAUCACCGGAACAUCCACUGUUCUGGGACGCGCCCUCACCGAGCUCGUCCUUGCGGUUGGCGAAAUCGUCGUCGCUACCGCCCACCGCACUGGCCCGCUCGACGAUCUGAAGGCGAAGAAUCACUCCGACCGCCUCUUCAUGCUCAAGCUCGACGUCACCAACUCCGACGAGAUCGGCGAGGCGUUCACGCAGGUGAAGGCCGCGUUCGGCCAGCUCGACAUCGUGGUGAACAACGCGGCGUGGAGCACGUUCGGCGAGGCCGAGUCAGCGCAUGAGGCAGACGCGCGCGCAAUGCUCGAUAUGAGCUUCUGGGGUGCCGCGAACGUUUUGCGCGCCGCGGUUGAGUUGUUCAACGAUGUGAACGCGCGUGGAGCUGGAGGAUGGCUGAUCCAGAUCCUGCCUGUCGGCGGGUUCGUCUGA
Messenger RNA from Trametes versicolor FP-101664 SS1, 426 nucleotides. RefSeq names its product NAD-P-binding protein. The transcript is spliced from 2 exons. The coding region runs from base 1 to 426 and encodes 141 amino acids. The record is from RefSeq and is a predicted model, not a curated record. Lineage: Eukaryota; Fungi; Basidiomycota; Agaricomycetes; Polyporales; Polyporaceae.